Messenger RNA from Pungitius pungitius (ninespine stickleback), 3149 nucleotides. Its product is annotated as E3 ubiquitin-protein ligase TRIM21-like. Bases 342 to 2039 code for a protein of 565 amino acids. Gene Ontology annotation, molecular function: protein binding; zinc ion binding. NCBI's taxonomy places the organism in Eukaryota, Metazoa, Chordata, Actinopteri, Perciformes, Gasterosteidae. The transcript is spliced from 4 exons. The record is from RefSeq and is a predicted model, not a curated record.
CUCAAAGGUUACACUGAAGUGAAAGUAAAGUAGUUGUGAGUGAAGUAGAGCUUUAGUCCAGACGAGCCUCUCUGUUUCUCUCUAAAGAAACAACUGAAUCCAGCAGCUUCUCAUCAACAACACAACAGGAUCUGUGACAAACUCUGAGCUGACAAUCACCCGGAUUACAUCUUCACUAGAAACUGCUCGACCACAAACCUCACUGUGGCGACACAGAUCUCUGCAUGUCUGACUGACAUCUCCCAGUGGAUGUCCGCUCACCAGCUGAAGAUCAACCCCGCCGGGACUGAACUGGAAAGACCCCGGGAAAAGAUUUUCCGACAGUUAACUCGAGCGUCAAUAUGUCUGCUGCCAGCUGUCUGCUGACUGAAGAUCAGUUCCUGUGCUCCAUCUGUCUGGAUGUCUUCACUCAUCCAGUCACCACACCAUGUGGACACAACUUCUGUAAAGCCUGCAUCACUGACCACUGGGACGUUAAUGUCCCGCCUAACUGUCCCAACUGUAAAGAGGGUUUUAACACCAGACCUGAACUUCGGGUCAACACGUUCAUCUCUGAGAUGGCUGCUCAGUUCAGACUGUCAGCUCAACAGAAAGCCAGCAGCAGCAGCUCAGAGCAACAAGCUGCCCAACCAGGAGAAGUUCCCUGUGACGUCUGCACUGGAACCAAAGUGAAAGCCCUCAAGUCCUGUCUGGUGUGUCUGGUCUCCUACUGUGAGGCUCACCUGGAGCCUCAUCUGACUAUGUCAGGUCUGAAGAGACAUCAGCUGAUGGACCCUGUGGAGAAGCUGGAAGCCAGGAUGUGUACGAAGCACGAUAAACUGCUGGAACUGUUCUGUAAGACCGACCAGAUGUGUGUCUGCAUGCUCUGCACUGUUUUAGACCACAAGAACCAUGAUGUUGUUCCUCUGAGAGAAGAAUAUGAAGGAAAGAAGGCCGAGCUGGGGAAGACUGAGGCUGAAGUCCAGCAGAUGAUCCAGAAGAGACGACUGAAGAUUCAGGAGAUCAAACACUCAGUGAAGCUCAGUGAGGAACAAGCGGACACAGAGGUAGAAGAAGGUGUCCUGGUCUUCAGCGCUCUGAAGGAGUCUGUUGAGAGAAGCCAGGUGGAGCUCAUGGACACCAUCAAAGAGAAGCAGAGAAAGACACAGAAAGAGGCUGAAGGCUUCAUCAAAGAGCUGGAACAGGAGAUCUCUGAGCUGAAGAAGAGAAGCACUGAGGUGGAGCAGCUCUCACGCUCUCAAGACCAUCUCCACCUCCUCGAGAGCUUUAGGACCCUGAACACUGCUCCACCCACCAAGGACUGGACAGGAGUCAGAGUCAGUCCACCUUCAUAUAAUGGGGCAGUGGUGAGAGCUGUGAACCAGCUGGAGGAGAAGCUCAGUAAACAGAUGAAGAAGCUGCUGGAGGAGAAGCUCAGUAAACAGAUGAAGAAGCUGCUGGAGGAGAAGCUGAAGAGAGUCCAGCAGUCUGCAGUGGAUGUGACACUCGAUCCUGAUACAGCACAUCCUAGACUCAUCCUGUCUGAUGAUGGAAAACAAGUUAGACAUGGAGAUGUAAAGAAGAAUCUCCCAGACAAUCCAGAGAGGUUUAAUUUUUGUUUUGUUGUUUUAGGAAAGCAGAGUUUAUCUUCAGGUAGAUUUUACUACGAGGUUCAGGUUAAAGGGAAGACUGACUGGGAUUUAGGAGUUGUGAGAAAGUCCAUCAACAGGAAGAGAUUCAGUUCACUGUCUCCUCAGAAUGGUUACUGGGUGAUAUGUUUGAGGAAUCAGUAUGUGUACAAAGCUUUUGCUGAUCAUCCAGUCUGUUUCUCUCUGGGGUCCCGGCCUGAGAAGGUGGGGGUGUUUGUGGAUUAUGAGGAGGGUCUGGUCUCCUUUCUUGACGUUGAUGCUGCAGCUCUGAUCUACUCCUUUACUAGUUGCUGCUUCACUGAGAAACUCUACCCAUACUUUAGUCCAUUUAUUAAUAAUAAUGGUAAAAACUCUGCUCCUCUGAUUAUCUCUCCUGUCAGUAAAACAAACAUUUCAUUUUCUAUUCAAUAAAUAAGGUCUCCGGUUGUUCCUAAACCUCCUUUUCUGGGCCACAUCUACCAGCUCUUACUGGGGUAAGGGUUAACGAAGAUCAAAACGGUAGCUUGGUGUGGUAAGGCGAGUAAAAUACUGCCCCCGCUGACCUGAUUUUCUGUGCUCACUCUCCAUUCUCCCCUCACUCAAGAACAAGAAGGUACCUUAACUCCUAAACUUGAGGUAGGGACACAUUCUCUACCCAGGGUAGACAAUCCGUCAGUUUCCUUCUGAAAAACGAUGGCCUCAGACUUAGAGGUGCUGAUCCUCAUCCCGAUAAUUCAAUCCACAGCACCCCGAACUGUAACCCCCCCCGACUACGCCUCGAUAUCCUGUUCACGAAAACCACAAACAGGAUUGCGAAGGCCAACCCCCACCAUAAACACCUCCUUACGGCCGAGCAUCCAAACACUGCUCUGGAUUUGGGCGAACAGGGUUUGGAUGGCCCCAAGAAGGACCCUCUCCUCCGACCCUCUACUCCCGCAGUACCUCCCACCGUGUCUAUUGGGGGCCCCGGUCUUCUUCACAGACCUCACAAAACGCAUGUAGACAGGAGGAGCAUACUCCCAGGCCCCCUCCAUGAUCCUUGCAAGAGUGAAGAGCUGGUCUGUUGUUCCAGGACAAAAUCUGUAUUGUUCCUCUUCAAUCGGUAGUUUGACUAUUGGCCGAACCCUCCUUUCCAGCACCCUGAAGUAGACUUUAUCAGGGAGGCUGAUACCCCUGUAAUUGGCACAUGCUUUUUUGAUGCCCCUUUAUGAAGAGAGGUACCCCACAACACACAUUGCCCUCCCCGUCUCUGGACGGAUCUCAUCAAUCCCCGGGGCUUUGCCACUGCGGAGUUGUUUGAGAACCUCAGUGACUUCCACAAGACAAAAAUAAAUAAUAUAUCAAAUCUAUAUUUGAAUUGAUCUAUUACUCCUUCCGCCACUUCAAGGAGUAAUUACCCCAAUCUCAAACAAUUUCUUCAGGAAUAGAAAUGUUCACAAAUGACAUAGCAGAUUUUAGUGUUUAAAGGUUUAUUGUAGAGAUGAUGUCUUUGCUCCAUGAAGUUCUACUUCAACAUGAAUCACCUGUUGGGGGGGAAGGAAA